AUGGUGCUUCAAAAUACUGGAAAAUACCGACCCGAUAAAGAUGAUUCUGUUAGAAGAGAAGGAACUUCUUCAGGUGGGCUCAAGGAAGAGUCAUCGGAAACUAGAAUUCGUGCCGCUCUGGAGAAUGACAGAAUUGACUCAAAGUAUGGUUUCGAUCGAGUGAGAGAUUUAAAAGAAAGGACUGGCUACUUGAUCAAUAUGCACACGGCUGAGGUACUCGAUGAAGACAAACGAUUAGUUGCUGCCAUGGAUUACUAUUUCAUAGAGAUGGACGGUACCAGAUUCAAAAUUUCAUUAAUGUUUCAACCAUAUUUUCUAAUAAUGGCCAGAAGAGAAUGUGAACAGGAAGUUAUACAAUACAUCUCUAAGAAGUUUGCUAGUUCAGUGCAAAAGAUUGAAGUAUUGGAGAAGGAAGAUUUGGACUUGAUGAACCACUUAUCAGGUCUGAAACAGCGUUACAUAAAAUUAUCAUUUAUGUCUCAAAAUGAUAUGAUGAAAGUCCGACGGGAGAUCUUGACGGCAGUUAAUAAAAAUAAAGAGCGGGAAAAGAAAGAUGUCAUUUAUGCUGAAAUGUUAACUAAUGCAUUAACCAGUGCAGCGGCUAUCGAACACGCUAAGAAAACUACUGACCACAUGGAAAAUAUUUUGGACAUCCGGGAACACGAUGUGCCAUAUCAUGUAAGAGUCUCUAUAGACAUGAGAAUAUUCUGUGGCACAUGGUACACUGUGAAAUGCAGAGGUACUGACCCUCCUAUUUUCACAAAACGAGAUGACAUCAUAGAGAGACCAGAUCCUAUAGUACUGGCCUUUGAUAUAGAAACUACAAAAUUACCAUUGAAGUUUCCAGACUCGCAAACAGAUCAAAUAAUGAUGAUCUCUUACAUGAUCGAUGCACAGGGAUACUUAAUAACAAACAGAGAAAUUAUAUCGGUCGACGUUGAAGACUUUGAAUAUACUCCUAAACCGGAAUUUGAAGGCCAAUUCAUUGUAUUUAAUGAACCAAAUGAGCUGGCACUUAUACAGAAGUUUUUCGAUCAUAUCAUGGAUGUGAAACCACACAUCUUUGUCACAUAUAACGGUGAUUUCUUCGAUUGGCCUUUUGUGGAAGCUCGUGCCGCGAUACUAGGGCUGGACAUGAAGCAGGAGAUAGGGUUCAGUAAGGUGACGUCACGCGACAACACGUACGUCUGCAGACCUGCGAUGCACAUGGACUGCUUAUGUUGGGUGAAAAGAGACUCGUAUCUGCCGGUCGGCUCGCAGGGCCUGAAGGCGGUCGCUAAAGCCAAGCUGAGGUACGACCCCGUCGAGCUGGACCCUGAAGAUAUGUGCAGGAUGGCGUCCGAACAGCCUCAGGUGCUGUCGAACUACUCGGUGUCGGACGCGGUCGCCACGUACUACUUGUACAUGAAGUACGUGCAUCCGUUCAUUUUUGCCCUCUGCACUAUUAUCCCGCUGGAGCCCGACGAGGUACUCCGAAAGGGUUCCGGUACGCUGUGCGAGUCGUUACUGAUGGUCGAGGCGUUCCACGCGAACAUCGUGUUCCCGAACAAGCAGGUGGAGGAGCUGAACAAGCUGACGAGCGACGGCCACGUGCUGGAGACGGAGACUUACGUCGGGGGACACGUCGAGGCUCUGGAGUCCGGUGUAUUCAGAGCGGACAUUAAAUGCAAGUUCCGUAUCGCCCCAACGGCCGUGGACAAGCUGCUGGAGAACACCGAGAAGACCAUGAGGCACGCCAUAGAGGUGGAGGAAGGUAUACCGCUGGAUAUGGUCACGAAUUUCGACGAGGUCUGCGGAGAGAUUAAAGCGAAACUACAACACAUGAAAGAGCACCCGCGAAGGGACGAGAACCCUUUGAUUUAUCAUUUGGACGUCGGCGCUAUGUACCCUAACAUCAUAUUGACGAAUAGAUUGCAGCCCUCUGCGAUGGUGAAUGCCAGUACAUGCGCAGUCUGUGAUUACAACAAGCCCGGGGCCACUUGCCAGAGACACAUGGAGUGGAUGUGGCGCGGAGAUUACUUACCGGCUACGAGGAGCGAGUACCAACGUAUACAACAGCAGCUGGAAACUGAAAAGUUUCCACCUCUACAUCCUGGGGGCCCACCCAGGCCCUUCCACGCACUGCCGAAAGAGGAACAGGCUGCCUACGAGAAGAAACGAUUAGCGGAUUACUGCAAGGUCGCGUAUAAGAAAACCAAAGUUACUAGAAGUGAAAUAAGAACAACUACAAUAUGCCAGAAGGAAAACUCUUUCUAUGUGGAUACUGUACGUGCGUUCAGAGAUCGUCGUUACGAGUACAAAGCUCUGAACAAGCAAGCGAAAGCGAAGGUCUCCGAGGCGGUUGCUAGCGGAGACGCGGCGGAGAUCAAAUCCGCCAAAAGCAGAGAAGUUUUGUACGAUUCACUGCAAUUGGCACAUAAAUGUAUUCUCAAUUCUUUCUAUGGCUACGUCAUGAGGAGAGGUGCUCGAUGGCACAGUAUGGAGAUGGCGGGCAUCGUGUGCUACACGGGCGCCAACAUCAUCAUGCGAGCUCGGGAGAUCAUCGAACAAGUUGGCAGACCGCUCGAGUUGGAUACUGACGGUAUCUGGUGCAUAUUACCGUCAUCGUUUCCAGAAAACGUGACCAUCCACACGAAUCAUCCGAAGAAAAAGAAGAUUAAUGUUUCCUUCCCUAACGCUGUACUCAAUGCCAUGGUUAAGGAUCAUUUUACAAACGACCAGUACUUCGAACUCGUGGAUCCGGAACAGAAGAGAUACGAGCAGCGCUCGGAAAACUCGAUAUUCUUUGAAGUGGACGGCCCUUACUUGGCCAUGGUGUUGCCGGCUUCGAAAGAAGAAGGCAAAAGGUUGAAGAAGCGUUAUGCCGUCUUCAAUUUUGACGGGUCAUUAGCUGAAUUAAAAGGUUUCGAAGUAAAACGUCGCGGCGAACUGCAACUCAUCAAAAUAUUUCAGUCGUCUGUAUUCGAGGCCUUCCUUAAAGGGAACGAUCUGAAGUCGUGCUACGGCGCCGUGGCCCGGGUCGCGGACUACUGGCUGGACGUGCUGUACAGCCGGGGCUCCAACAUGCCCGACGCCGAACUCUUCGAGUUGAUAUCGGAGAACCGUUCCAUGUCCAAGAAGCUGGAGGAUUACGGCGGACAGAAGUCUACGUCGAUAUCGACCGCCAAGAGACUGGCCGAGUUCCUCGGUGAUCAGAUGGUCAAGGACGCCGGCUUGGCUUGCAGAUUUAUAAUAUCUAAGAAGCCCGAGGGUGCUCCGGUGACGGAACGAGCGAUUCCGCUCGCCAUCUUCCAGUCGCCGGCCGCCGUGAAGCGGCACCACCUGCGGCGCUGGCUCAAGGACUCCAGCGUCUCCGAGCACAUCGACAUCCGCGACGUGCUGGACUGGGCCUACUACAUCGAGAGGCUCAGCGGGGCCAUACAGAAGAUCAUCACCAUACCGGCCGCCAUGCAAGGCUUGGACAAUCCAGUGCCCCGGGUACAGUACCCGGAUUGGUUGCACAAGAAGAUGCUCGCCAAAACGGAUAAAUACAAAACGAGGAAGAUCACGGAUAUGUUCAGCGCGCAGCCCAGGGAACUACGCGCUGUGGAGGAAGACGCGGAGGAAUCCGCUGGUGCUGAUACCUCGAACACGGAAGUGGACAUGGAAGACAUUGGCAAUGACAAGACAGGGAGGGCUACAAUAAUUCGUCCGGUAGUGCACACCAUGAAGAGGAAGCGGACUGAAUCUCCGCCUCAAGACGCCGCCGCCACGUGGAGAGAGGCGCUGGGACCUCCGCCGCCUUUCGGAAACUCUAAGGAAGAACGAAGAAAUUGGAUUUUGUUUCAAAAAAGAAAAUGGCUGUGGCAAAUGGAGCAACGUGGCUUAAGAAAUCGAAACAAACGAGGUAAAAUUGACAGUGACAUAAUGCCGCCGCCGAGGAGUUCCGGGCCGGCCGCCACGUUAGGUAGUUUCAUCAGGAGAGCACAGCGCACCUUGUUGAAUACACCAUGGCAAAUUAUACAGGUAGCGGAAACAGCCGAGCCGGGUCUGUUCAAGGUGUGGGCGCUGGUGGGCGCCGAGCUGCACCAGGUGAAGGUGUCGGUGCCGCGCGUGUUCUACGUGAACCAGCGCGUGUGCCGCGGCGCCGACAGCGGCCGCUACUGGCGCCGCUGCAGCCGCCUGCUGCCCCGCGCGCACCCCGUGCUGCACCUCUACCAGUACUCCGUGCCCGAACAGCUCUACAGGGAACAUCAGGAAGAGCUCAUGGGUGAAUUAUCGGCCCCGGAAAUAGAAGGUAUUUACGAGACACAGAUGAGCUUAGAGUUCAGGAUCCUGGUACAACUCGGAUGCAUCUGCGCUGUGGAGCCGCAGGAGGCGAGACGAAUGAUACAGUUCGGUUCAAACAAUAUGGAUUCGUUUACGUUGAAUCAACUACAGUUCAAGAGUGUCGCACAUCAACCUUACUUACCGAAACAGGAUGGACAGUUUCCGAUAAAACACAUAUUCCUGUACCAGCAUUCGUCUGCGAAUUCCAGUCGCAGUAUGUGGGCAUUGAUACUGGGUCCUCUGAAAAAAGGAUAUAUUUUCGUACAGGACACGGUCAAGACUAAUCAAGUACCCAACAUGAGCACCCUUUACGCAGCUGAAAGGACAGCUAAAAUAAAUCAAGGGACAGAUGAGAGCACGCUGCCGGGCCCCGAGCUGUCGUGGGAGGUGGUGGUGGAGAGCUCGACGCGCGCGCUGUGCCGCGGGCUGCAGGCGGCGCUGGGCCGGGGCCGCACGGAGCGCGCGGGGCCGGCGCUGCUGGCCGUGCAGGCCACACUCUCGCUGCCCGCCCUCACCGCGCUCAUGCCCGGUCUGGUUGACUACCCGAUAGUGCCGCUGCACGUCCGCGACGUGGAGACCCUGUUCAACACGUUGGAGUGGCAGAGGAUAGGCGCGAGGGCCAUCGUCAGGCACUACCUCAACUUGGAGUCGGUGCUGGCGCUCACCAUCGAGCAGUGCAGAUAUUUCCACGUGCCGCUGGGCAACAUGCCGGCGGACCCGACGCUGUUCGGCGCGGACCUGUUCUACGCCCGCCACCUCGUCAAGCACAACUUCGUGCUCUGGUGCUCCAACCUCGAACGUCCGGACCUCGGAGGGAGAGAGAUCGACGAUAACAGACUGGCGAGCGAGGCGGAGGAGGGCGGGGCGUGGAGCGGCGGCGCGGGCGGCGCGCACGGCGGCGUGUGCGUGGAGCUGGGGCUGGACGCGCUCAGCGUGUGCGCGCUGCUGCAGGCGCACCUCGUGCUGCAGGCGGAGGGCACCAGCGCAGCCACCGCCUUCGGGCACGCGCCCACCAGUCUACAGCACCUGCUCGACAACACCGGUCCGAACGCGUCCCUGAACUACGACGAGGCGGCUCAGUGCAGCGCCGCCUUCAAGAUCCUGAGGACGAUGGUCGCGUCCUGGCUCCGUGACGUCACGCAAUACAAAAACGUCUUCGCAGACUUCCAAAUAACGCACUUCUACAGGUGGUUAAAAACGCCGACGUCUCUGCUGUACGACCCGGCGCUUCGGCGCACGCUGUACAACCUGAUGAAGAAGCUGUUCCUGAUGCUGCUGGCGGAGUUCAGGCGGCUGGGCUCGGUGCUCGUGCACGCCGACUUCAACAAGAUCCUGCUCAGCACUAAGAAGACUUCGGUCGUCGACGGAAUAGGAUACGUAGAAUUCGUGGUGCAGAGCAUAAGGAAUAAGGAACUGUUCCACGGCAUCGAUAUUAGGUACCGGCAGUGCUGGGUGCAUCUGCUGUGGCUCGACGAGGCCAACUAUGCGGGGAUACAGGGUAAACUUCCGGAAGGCUUAACUGAAGUGGGAUCUUCUCAAGUUCCUCCGAGCAACAACGAGGAUGGCGACACUGAUGAGGAGAGUUCGAUAGUGAUGCACUGGAACCUGGCCAAGUUCCUGCCGGGCUUCGUCCGGGAGCAGUUCGUGUCCGCCGUGGCCGGGUACCUGGCCGCCGCCCGCACGCGCCCCGCCGACCUGCCCGCCCUGCUGCGCGGCGAGAUCUCGCAGAAACUGUUCCGAGUAACGGAGAAGAUAAACACGCGGAUGCCGACGCUCCGGCUGUCGGACAUCGGGCCGCAGCCCGGCCUCAAGGCGGACGCGCUCAGUGACGUCACGCCCGCCCUGCUCUUCGUCAACGCCGUCUGUAAAGUGUUCUCUCUCGAUCCGACCUUAGACGAAGAGAUGACGCUAGUGCGGCGCAACCUGCUCCGUCUGAUCGGCGUGGGCGAGUUCAGCAGCGCGGCGGAGUGGCGCGAGCCGUGCGCCGCGUGCGUGCUGACCGAGCUCACGUGCCGCGUGUGCAACCACUGCCGCGACCUCGACCUGUGCAGGGACGCGCGAGACGACACGGAACGUCCGGCGUGUUUAUGUCCAACAUGUGGAACAGCAUAUGAUAAUCAGGAAAUAGAAUGGCGACUAAUCGAGACGAUGAACAAACGUACGAUGGCGUAUACGCUGCAAGAUCUUAUAUGUAGCCGAUGUCACCAGGUAAAACGUGAGAAUUUGUCUGUGGUCUGUGAUUGUGCUGGAGAUUUUUCGCUGAUGGUUCCCGUAACAGAGAUCAAAGACCAACUAAUGACUUUUAAGACAAUAGCCGAAUAUUAUCAGAUGCCAUUAUUGUUAGAACAAAUUGACUUUAAUCUUAAAAACAUGUGAUAGUUUGUAUUUUAAGUAUAAUUUUUUUUAUAUAUGUCCCUUUGUUUUAUUUCUAUUGUCACAAACAAUUAAGUAGAGAA
This is a messenger RNA of Bombyx mandarina (wild silkworm), 6764 nucleotides long. RefSeq names its product DNA polymerase epsilon catalytic subunit 1 (gene DNApol-epsilon255). Gene Ontology annotation, biological process: mitotic cell cycle; DNA replication; leading strand elongation. NCBI's taxonomy places the organism in Eukaryota, Metazoa, Arthropoda, Insecta, Lepidoptera, Bombycidae. The record is from RefSeq and is a predicted model, not a curated record. Gene Ontology annotation, molecular function: nucleotide binding; zinc ion binding; single-stranded DNA 3'-5' DNA exonuclease activity. Gene Ontology annotation, cellular component: epsilon DNA polymerase complex; nucleus.